This is a messenger RNA of Cyclopterus lumpus (lumpfish), 1340 nucleotides long. RefSeq names its product phosphatidylinositol glycan anchor biosynthesis, class L (gene pigl). Gene Ontology annotation, cellular component: endoplasmic reticulum. Lineage: Eukaryota; Metazoa; Chordata; Actinopteri; Perciformes; Cyclopteridae. The transcript has 7 exons. The coding region runs from base 176 to 1066 and encodes 296 amino acids. Gene Ontology annotation, biological process: GPI anchor biosynthetic process. The record is from RefSeq and is a predicted model, not a curated record. Gene Ontology annotation, molecular function: N-acetylglucosaminylphosphatidylinositol deacetylase activity.
AAGUUUAAUUAAACGCAAAUGAACCGAGAAAGCCACAGUGACUUCAAGUCAUAAAAAAACACUAUUGUGGGCCAAUAUGUGGGCAGCUAUCGUUUUUUUUGGACUUAAGUGUAAUACUUUAUUAAUGCAUUAUUUAAAGACGGGGUCACGCAAGGUACAUAAGGGCAGACUGUAAAUGUGUUUUUACAAGUGGAACCAUUUCUAUGUGAGGCUUUUGUCCCUACACGGAUUGUUUACGGUAACGGUCAAAAUAAUGAGUGUUUACCUGGUUGUCUUCAUAGUUUUAACCUAUCUGAUUUGGAUAAAAUGCAUUUACUAUCGACAUCGGCCAACUCUGGUGAAGUCGUUGCAACGUGUCGUGAAUGUUUUAUCAAGUCGAGAAAUAAACGGCGACGACGUCCGCGUGCUGAUUGUAACUGCGCAUCCGGAUGAUGAAUGCAUGUUCUUCGCUCCAACGAUCAUAAACCUCGUUGAAUUAAACGCCGACGUUCAUUUGCUGUGUUUAUCUGAAGGAAACUACUACAAGCAAGGGGCUCAGCGCAAACAAGAACUUCUCAACAGCUGUGCCGUGUUGGGGAUCCCAGACUCCAGAAUCACCGUAGUAGACCAUAAAAAGCUUCCAGACGACCCCAAAGCCGAAUGGAGCGUCCCACUGGUCUCCUCUAUAAUCGUGCAGCACAUGAGAGCGCGCUCCUUCAACGUGGUGCUGACCUUCGAUGGGAGCGGAGUGAGCGGCCAUGCCAAUCACACAGCCAUCCAUAAAGCCGUCAGCCGUCUCGCUUUCACCGGACAAGUACCCAAUGACUGCUGUUUGCUCUCCCUGGUGACCGUUGGCCUCCUCAGGAAGUACAUCUCCUUCCUGGAGCUCCCCUUCAGCUGGCUGCUGCCCUCAAGCCUCCGCUGCAUCGUCGGCCCACAGGGCUACAGGCGAGCCAAAGACGCCAUGUUUUGCCACCGCUCUCAGCUCCUGUGGUUUCGUUACCUCUACAUCACCUUCUCGCGGUACAUGUUCGGCAACACGUUCCAAAUGAUCCCACAAGGACCAACAAACCUGAAGAUGUAUUGAGUUGUUACUGUCCUGCUGCCCAACUCCUCCAUUUCCAUGGUAGGAGUGCCUUUAGUUUACAAAACUAAUGCUCACUGUGAACAAAGCCCUCUGCAGUACUUCAUUGGCUAAAGUAGCCGGAAUAUUGUUUUUGUAGAAAAACAAGAAAACAUCUUAUUCAUUUUGUUGGUCCAGAAACGUCUUUAUUGUCUUUACACUGCAUGAAAACAACACUAGGGUUUGAAUGGGUUGAGUGUUUUUUUUUUCUUUUCUUUUUAUGUUGAUAAUACUGUUA